GCGGGGAGGGAGGGUAGAAAAGGGGCGGGGAGGGGCGGAGAGGGGGCCGGAGCGCUCGCUGGCCGCUCGCUCCCUCGCUCGCUCGCUCCCUGGCUCCCUGGCUCCGAAGAUGGCGGCGGGUAGGCGCUCCCCGAAGAGCGGGCUGCUGGAGCUGCGCGCUCCGGGUAGCGCGGGGCCCGGGCCCUGGCUGCGGGUCUUGGUCAGCCUGGCAGCGGACGUGGUGACGGUGAGCGCCGCGCCGGCUAGCGGCGAGCCUGAGCCGGGGCCGGGCUCGAGCUCCGAGCCUGCGUCCGCGUCCUUGCCCCAGCUCAACGGCGCGGAUCCCGGGGCGCCCGCGGCCCCCGGAGCGCCCCCAACGCCGCCGCUGCCCCACGCGCUGCUCAACCAGAAGCGGACCGUGCGCGUGGUGAAGCAAGAGGCGGGCGGGCUGGGCAUCAGCAUCAAAGGUGGCCGAGAGAACAAGAUGCCCAUUCUCAUCUCCAAGAUCUUUAAGGGACUGGCAGCUGACCAGACAGAGGCUCUGUUUGUGGGCGAUGCUAUCCUGUCCGUGAAUGGUGGGGACCUCUCCACCGCCACUCAUGAUGAAGCAGUGCAGGUGCUCAAGAAAACCGGCAAGGAGGUGGUUCUGGAGGUCAAGUACAUGAAGGAGAUCUCGCCAUAUUUCAAGAACUCGUCGUCAGGGGCUACUGUAAGCUGGGAGUCACCGACUGCCUCCUCCCCGACCCUCUGCCCCCGGGAUCUCAAGGAGGGGAAAAAUGUCUCCUUGAAGAUGGCCUAUGUCUCGAGAAGGUGUAUCCCCCCUGAUGCUGAGCGCAGGUAUUUGGAACUGCGUUCUGCAGAUGGUCGUGACACCCUCUUCCUGAGGGCCAAGGAUGAGGCCGGUGCUCAGGCAUGGUUGGCUGCCAUCCAGGCUAACAUCAGUGUCCUCGUGCCCUGGGUCACUGAUGAACUGCAGGCCCUGCUCACAGGCGCUGGAGGUGUUGCUGGGAGCAAGGAAAUCAAGCGGAUAGGCUGGCUAACCGAGCAGCUCCCAGGCGGGGGGACAGAGCCUGUUCUGGCCGUCCUGACGGAGAAGGACCUUUUGUUCUAUAGCAAUCUCCCCCAGAACCGAGAUGCCCUCAACGCACCCACCCGCAGCUCUUCGCUCAUUGCCACAAGGCUGGUGCAUUCAGGUCCCUCCAAGGGCUCUGUUCUCUAUGACCCAGAGCUAUCCUUCGUGCUGCGCUCGGGGACCCAUCAAGGUGUGGAGACACACCUGUUCAGCGUGGAGUCACCCCGGGACUUGGCCACCUGGACCCGCCUGCUGGUGGAUGGUUGCCACAGUUCUGCAGAGGUUGUCCAGGAGGUGUCCACAGCCUGCACAUGGAAUGGGCGUACCUGUAGCCUCACCGUGCACAUCGACAAGGGGUUCACCCUCUGGGCGGUGGAGCCAGGUUUGGCCAAGGCCCUGUUGCUGCAGGAACCUUUCGAGAAGCUGCAGAUGUCAUCCGACGAUGGCUCCAGUCUGCUCUUCUUGGACUUUGGGGGUGCUGAGGGCGAGAUUCAGCUGGAUCUUCACUCCUGCCCCAAAACCAUCGUUUUCAUCAUCCACUCCUUCCUUUCUGCCAAAGUCACCCGCCUGGGGCUACUGGCCUAAGGGCUCCAGGGUAGGAGCUUGGGGGCCACAAACCCAGGAAGAGAGGCCCACACAGCUCACUGACUGACAGAAGGCUGGAAGAGGAGAGCAGAACGUCAACAGAACAGAGCCAGGAAAUCAGUGGUGCCGGGCCCGGGGUUGCCAGAAACCACUGUCUGAUGAGGGCUUACAGGGGGUGACCUCCUGAGACACAGUGACCCUGUGAAGGAGCAGCUGACCCCGAGGCUGUUCCCAUACCAGUGCCUUGCAGAGUGCUAUUUUGUGUACAAAUAAGCCAUUCCUUAUUUGAUAUUUUCGUGGCCAGGGCCAAGAAGGAGCCAGGAGGAUGGGAGGACAAGGAGGUCUGCUCCCAGCUCCAGGCAGGAGAGAGCCCCUCGGGACAGGUUGGCAUUUGGCAUAGCCAGGUCACAUGGAUGCAGAGAGUGAGCCAUGCCUUAGCCUGACCUGACCCAUCCCCAGAACCAUGGCUCUUUUUACGGAGGGAGAGAAGCCACUAUGCCUACUUGAGGCCCUUGGGCUUCCUCCAGAUGUGGCCCUUCCUGGGGCAAUGAGAAGGAGGAAGACACUUCCUAUUUCCUCUGCCCAAAUUCCACUAUGGAAUCUUUUCUCUCCCUUUUGUGUUCUCUUUUUUUUGCAUUCUCUUGGUGAAAUAAACAGCCCAACCUCUCCACCGUCCAGCUA
Messenger RNA from Trichosurus vulpecula (common brushtail), 2317 nucleotides. It is a transcript of the gene SNTA1, whose product is annotated as syntrophin alpha 1. Lineage: Eukaryota; Metazoa; Chordata; Mammalia; Diprotodontia; Phalangeridae. The transcript is spliced from 8 exons. Gene Ontology annotation, molecular function: structural molecule activity; protein binding. Bases 110 to 1636 code for a protein of 508 amino acids. Gene Ontology annotation, cellular component: dystrophin-associated glycoprotein complex; neuromuscular junction; intracellular anatomical structure. The record is from RefSeq and is a predicted model, not a curated record.